AUAUUCACUUUCAAAUAAUAUACUGUUAUCAUACAAUUUCAUUUCAUAACCAGAACAAAGAUCAUCUUCUAUUAUUUUUAUCAUAAAUAAAUUAAUUAACAUCCUUUUUCAUUCUUACCCUUUUUUUCAGAGAGAGAGAGAGAGAUGGGAGAGGGUAUAAUGGAGGUGAAACUGAUAGGAGCAAAGGGCCUUAAACGUUCAAAUUUCUUCGGUAAGAUCGACCCAUAUGUUGUGAUUCAAUAUAGAAAUGAAGAGUACACGAGCACUACUGCUAAAGGGCAAGGUAGGAGACUGGUGUGGAAUGAAGAGUUCAAAUUUAAAGUGGAAUUCCCAGCUUUGGAUGGAUCAGAUGAUUACCAAAAUAAUUACAAACUAUUUCUUCGUAUUUUCAACCGUGACACCUGCAGAAAAGAUGAUUUUUUGGGUCAUUCCACGAUCCAUGUGAAGGAUUUAAUUGAAAUAGGAUUAGAGAAGGGCAAAGCGGAUCUUGGCACACAAAAGUUUAGGGUUAUUCUCAAUGAUCUUAGUUACCACGGUGAAAUUCAAGUUGCAAUUACUUUUACUGCAAAGGGUGAGACUGACCAACCAAAAUACUUUGUGGAGAAAGAAAAUAUAUUUGUAGUAUUUUGAGGGUGGAUUUUCUAGGUGCACCAUAUACAUUUUUUUAUAUUCUUGUAGAUUAAUUUCCGAAAAUAAAUUCAUUAAUUUAAUUUAUUCUUUUUUCUUUUUU
This is a messenger RNA of Salvia miltiorrhiza (redroot sage), 730 nucleotides long. RefSeq names its product elicitor-responsive protein 1. The coding region runs from base 145 to 630 and encodes 161 amino acids. The transcript has 5 exons. Lineage: Eukaryota; Viridiplantae; Streptophyta; Magnoliopsida; Lamiales; Lamiaceae. The record is from RefSeq and is a predicted model, not a curated record.